AUGUCAGCACCAACAACUACAACAUCAACUACUAGUACUACUACAGCUACUACUACUACUACUAGUAACAAUAAUAAUAAUAACAAUAACAAUGAUUCAGCACCACCAUCACCAAUCUUGGAUCACAAGAAUACAUUCACUGUAACUGAUAAUAGAACUGGAAAGACAUAUACCAUCCCAAUCAGCCAUGAGACUGUAAAGUCGGUUGAUUUCAGACAAAUCAAGGAAUUACCUUCUGACUUUGGUACAAUGAUUUAUGACCCAGGAUAUUACAAUACAGCAGUUUGUAAAUCAAACAUUUGUUACAUCGAUGGUGAAAAGGGUGUUUUGGAAUAUAGAGGUUAUGCCAUUGAAGAUCUUGCCAAUAACUCUAGUUUUCUUGAAGUUGCUUAUCUAUUGAUUUAUGGUGGUUUACCAAAUAAUGAUCAAUUAACAUUAUGGUCAACUAAAAUUAUGAAUCAUACAUUUAUUCACGAGAAUUUGAUUCAAUUGAUGAAAUCAUUCCGUUAUGAUGCUCAUCCAAUGGGUAUGUUGAUCAGUUCAAUGAGUGCCAUGUCAACCUUUUAUCCAGAGGCUAAUCCAGCUCUCCGUGGUGCCGAUAUCUACAAGAACAAAGCACUCAUGAACAAACAAAUAUUCAGAAUCCUUGGUAAAUUACCAACUAUUGCUGCAUGUGCUUAUCGUCAUCGUAUUGGUCGACCAUACAAUAAUCCAAUUAAUACAUUGUCAUUUACAGAAAACUUUUUAUACAUGUUGGAUCGUUUGAGUGAAACCAAUUACAAACCACAUCCAACACUUACACGUGCACUCGACAAGUUGUUUAUUAUCCAUGCCGAUCAUGAAUUGAAUUGCUCGACUGCCACUAUGCGUCAAAUCUCCUCGACGUUGGUCGACCCCUACACUGCCGUCGCUGGUGCAGCCGGUGCUUUGUACGGCCCACUCCACGGUGGCGCCAACGAAGCUGUGCUUCGCAUGCUCGAGCACAUUGGAUCUGUCGAAAACAUCCCCUCCUUUUUGGAACAGGUCAAGCAAAAGAAGCAACGUCUUAUGGGCUUUGGACAUCGUGUCUACAAGUCUUAUGACCCACGUGCCAAGAUUCUCAAGGAUGUAACCAACGAAGUGUUUGAUUUGUUGGGUCGUAACCCUUUGAUGGAGAUUGCCAUUGAAUUGGAACGUCUUGCACUCACUGACAAGUACUUUGUCGAUCGUCAACUCUACCCCAACGUAGAUUUCUACUCGGGUAUUAUAUACAAGACUAUGGGGUUCCCCACCGAUAUGUUCCCAGUGCUCUUCUCCAUCCCAAGAGCUGCUGGUUGGUUGGCCCAUUGGGUCGAGUCUGUCAGCGACCCAGAUCUCCGUAUCUUCCGUCCACGUCAAGUCUAUCUCGGCAAGCGCGGACUCAAGUACGUCCCUCUCAGCCAGAGAUCAGCCACACCCCAAGAUGCCCUCUCUAGUUAUGCAUCUGGCAUGUCCUCGCGUCGUCAAGUAUCCGACGGUCUCCAAGGUGUCAAAUACGAUGAAACCAACGCUAUCCCAAAGACUGCCAACGGUUCAAAAUCAUCUCUUAGUCAAUCUAUUGAAGAUUCAUUUGGUUUAAAUGAUAAAUUAAAUAUCAAAUAA
This is a messenger RNA of Cavenderia fasciculata, 1620 nucleotides long. RefSeq names its product citrate synthase (gene gltA). The record is from RefSeq and is a predicted model, not a curated record. Gene Ontology annotation, cellular component: cytoplasm. The transcript is spliced from 4 exons. NCBI's taxonomy places the organism in Eukaryota, Evosea, Eumycetozoa, Acytosteliales, Cavenderiaceae. The coding region runs from base 1 to 1620 and encodes 539 amino acids. Gene Ontology annotation, biological process: tricarboxylic acid cycle.